GGAAAGGCGAUUCCCCAGAACCCAAGCGGCGGAUAUUGCGAACAUACUGCAACUUCGAGGAAUUGCUGGGGCGAGUACGAUGUCGAUACGGACUAUUCGGAAGUCUUUCCCGACACCGGGGUUAUUAGAGAGUACUGGUUGACAGCGCAAAAUGUCACCCUGGCUCCGGACGGUUAUGAAAGGCCGAUGCUAGUAUUCAAUGGCUCAUUUCCUGGCCCGACCAUUGAAGCUGAUUGGGGCGACACUCUUCUCGUUCACGUCAAGAAUGACAUGCAACACAACGGGACGGCGAUUCAUUGGCAUGGGAUCCGCCAAUUAAAUAACAAUCAGCAUGACGGAGUUCCUGGAGUCACGCAGUGCCCGAUUGCCCCAGGGGACAGCAUGACGUACAGGUUCCGUCUUACCCAGUAUGGCACAGGAUGGUAUCACUCACAUCUUGGUCCGCAGAUGGGCGAUGGAUUGUAUGGCGCGUUGGUUAUCCGUGGACCGCAUACAGCAGAUUAUGAUGUGGAUCUCGGUCCUGUCUUCUUGACCGACUGGUUCCAUGGAGGCACCUUUGCAGAGUUUGAGCGAAGCGGCAAGUAUGGCGGUUUCCCCCUGAGGACUAACUCAAUCGCUGAGAAUGGGCUGAUCAACGGAACAAACACGUACGACUGCUCCGGUUCAAGCGACCCGAAAUGUAAAGGGGACGGGAAGAGAAACCCAAUCACCUUUGAACCAGGGAAAAAGUAUCUCAUCCGAUUGAUCGAUUCUCAGAUCGAUUCGGGUUUCAGCUUUUCCAUUGAUGGGCACAAACUCAAGGUGAUCGCGAUGGAUUAUGUCCCAAUCAAGCCAUACAUUACAGAUAGUGUUGCCAUAGGCUCAGGCCAGCGAUACGAUGUUAUUGUCGAAGCGGACCAGAACGUUGGUAAUUACUGGAUGCGAGCAAUUUAUCAAAGUUGUGCCGGGCAGGAUAACAAGAACAAGAACAACAUCCGUGGAAUUGUUCGCUAUGAGGGAGCAGAAGAAGCCUAUCCCACCACAACAAAUCUCCCCAAUGUUGUCACUAGAUGUGACGAUGAGCCCGCAGAAAGCUUAGUCCCACAAGUUCCAAUGGAUGUGAGGACUAGCGAGAAAGAGCAUUCUCUUCUUCUUGGAUUCUUCUACGAACUUUCCACUAUAUUUCAUUGGACACUGAAUACGCGGCCAUUAACCAUCGACUGGCAAAAACCAACCAACAAGUAUAUCCAAGAGAAUAACACCGAGGCGAUCUACCCCGCUGAGUAUAAUGUAUAUGAUGUUCCGUACAAGGAUAAGUGGACAUAUUGGGUCAUUCAAGAAAGCGUUCUACUCUUUAACGUGUACCAUCCUUUCCAUCUACAUGGUCACGAUUUUCAUGUUCUCGCGCAGGGAAAAGGGAUAUAUAAUCCUCUCACUGUCAAGUUGAACCUAAAGAACCCUCCACGCCGUGAUACUGCCAACCUGCCAGGGAAUGGGUACCUUGUAAUUGCUUUCAAGACAGACAAUCCAGGAACCUGGCUCUUCCACUGCCACAUCGCCUGGCAUGCUAGUCAAAAUUUGGCUCUGCAGUUUGUUGAACGCGAAUCGGAGAUAGCGGACGUGAUUUCGGUAGACUAUGACAAUCUGGAUGAAAGGUGCAAGAAUUGGGAAGAAUAUGUGCCAAACGCCCCGUAUCACCAGGAAGAUUCCGGGAUUUGA
Clonostachys rhizophaga is the source of this 1698-nucleotide messenger RNA. The record is from the annotation of a GenBank genome assembly. NCBI's taxonomy places the organism in Eukaryota, Fungi, Ascomycota, Sordariomycetes, Hypocreales, Bionectriaceae.